UCCAUUCAAUACGCAAUGAUAUCUGGGUGGAAAAUGUUGCAGCUGGGGCUGGUGUGCCUCCUCCUGUUGGUGGAACUGGCACUGGCCGUCGGUCCUACGGGGGUAGAUUUCAGAGCCUACAAUUACUGCGAUGAGAAACUUUGUCCCGAGGGAACGACACAUGUGGCCUGUAAGGCACGGGAGAAGACACUGGGCAAAAAAUGUUCGAUGGAUGCCGACAUAAUACCAAUCGAAGGCAAGCUACAGAGCAGUCUAGUAAACCGUAUUAAUGAGCUGAGGGAUAAGGUGGCCCAAGGGGGCUUUAGUGGCUUGACGGCGGCUGCUAAAAUGGCGACCAUGACUUGGGACCCGGAGCUGGCCUACCUCGCCGGCUUCAAUGUGCAGACGUGUGAUCCCCACCUCGAUAAGUGCCGGAAUACCCUGGUGUACAGCACCGUUGGCCAGUCGGUGGCCUAUCGCGGCCUCAGCUCUAAGCAUCGAGAGCUGGUUGAGAUCAUCCACAAUGCCAUUGGCUUGUGGUAUCGUGAGCACGAGGUCACCGCCAUGGAUGACAUCUUGAACUACAUUGGACCGCACUUUGGAAAACCGAGAGAGAACUUUGUUCAAAUGGUUGUCGACAAUUGCAAUCGUGUGGGCUGUGCCAUCGUCCAACAGACCAAGAACGGCUGGCUCCAGACCUUUCUCACUUGCAACUACGCUUUCGCCCCUGUGCUGGGUCAACCCGUUUACAACAGCAGCAAACGGGCCGGUGAUGCUUGCCAGUCCGGCCACAACCCCGUCUAUACGAAUCUCUGUUCUGUCGAUGAAGUGUACAUGAGGAAUGGGGUAUCGACCAUAGUCGAUGUGCGAGAGCUAAAUCGUUUGAUCCCUAACCGAAGACCACGAACCGAAGAAGAAAAUGUGACAGAAAGGUUGCAAUGGUAUACUACUACAUUAAAUCCUCCAAAUUCCUCCAGUGCAGCAUCAGCUGGCGAAGAAGCGCCACCAUCAGCUGCUGGUGAAGAAGUAGCGCCAGUAGUACGUCGCAGAUCUGGCAAGAUUCUUAAGCGUAAGAGUCCACUCCGGCAGAAAACCAAGGUUCAAAAGCGUACAAGUCCAACACUCAAGAAAACGAAGAUUCAAAAGCGUACAAGUCCACUCCGCCAGAAACCCAAGGUUCAACUAAGAUUGAUGCCCACAAUCGGACAUAAGGUAGGAUUAGCACGAAGAAGCAAAAUCCAACGCAGAGAAGGGGAAGCUGCAGCAGCAGUAGGAGCUGCAGAAGGAGCUGCAGAAGGAGCUGCAGAAGGAACAGCAGCAGAAGGUGCAGCAGCAGAAGGUCAGAAUCGAAUUACGCUGUUGAUGAUCCCCAAGGUGACUGCCACGGGCCGAUGGAUGGCCGGGACUCCCGGGAGACGUCUCUUCUCUCAUCCGGACCGUGCCGGCGCCAGGGUGUAG
Molecule: messenger RNA, 1437 nt
Organism: Drosophila miranda
Lineage: Eukaryota; Metazoa; Arthropoda; Insecta; Diptera; Drosophilidae
Product: allergen Tab y 5.0101
Exons: 4
Coding region: 16-1437 (473 amino acids)
Source: RefSeq, a predicted model, not a curated record